AAGAAUUCCGCCAUGUAUGCAAAAAGCAAAAAUUCGACAGUGCCCUCGGAUGCACAGGCCAGAGAAAAGCUGGCGCUGUAUGUUUAUGAAUAUUUGCUGCACGUCGGUGCCCAGAAGGCUGCACAAACAUUUCUAUCAGAGAUCCGGUGGGAGAAAAAUAUCACGUUAGGAGAACCGCCAGGGUUCCUCCAUUCCUGGUGGUGUGUGUUUUGGGACCUCUAUUGUGCUGCGCCAGAGCGGAGAGAUUCGUGCGAACACUCUAGCGAAGCUAAAGCCUUCCAUGACUACGGUUUUGUAAAUAACGGACAAUAUGCGGUCAACGGAAUUGUCCAUAACUCGCCUCAUAUGCGACCAUCUCCCCCCGGUGCACCACCCGUGGGGCCACCAACCCCCGGGGGAGGCGCUUCUCCCCAUCCUCCGAACCCGCAGAUGAUCCCGCCCAACCAGCCCUUCAUGAACCCCCGAUUCUCUGGAGGUCCACGACCAGGAGUCCGUAUGCCCCAACAAGAUUUCAAUAGUGGACCCGGAGGAAUGCCCGGCCAACCAAUGAUGGCCAAUAAUAUGGAUCCCAGUCGGCCCGGUGAUGGCGCCGAUUUCGUCGGCUGGCAAGGACCCCCGCAGAUGAGCCCAAUGAACCCACGAAUGAACCCACCGAGAGGACAGCCGAUGGCCCCCAUGAACCCUGGACAGUACGGUGGGAUGCGACCACCUCCCAAUGGCAAUAUGGGGCCGGGAGGUCCAGCGAUGCCAGGGGGACCAAUGUCCAUGCCUGCUGGUCGCCCAUGGGGACAACCCGGCACUCCAGGAAUGAGUUAUUCUUCCGCAUCGCCGGGAAGCCACUACGGUGGGCCGCCAGUUUCGGGUGCGGGCCCACCCGGACCAGGAACGCCCAUAAUGCCGAGCCCACAAGACUCAUCAAACUCAGGAAAUGAUGGAAUGUACACGAUGAUGAAACCGGUCUCAGGUGGGGGCGGUGGCCUCCCGGGCUUCCCCGGAAUGGGAGCGAACGAUGGAGGCCCGAUGGGCGGCCCUCUAGGCCCUGAUAUGGGACCCCCGAUGAACGGCGACGGCCUCGACGGCAUGAAGAACUCACCUGCCAAUGGGCCUUCAACGCCGCGCGAGGACGGCCCUCCCAUGGGAGACUACGGGAUGGGCUUCCCCGCAGAAAACCAACAGACGGAAAGUGCCGCCAUCUUGAAGAUUAAGGAGAGCAUGCAAGAAGAAGCUAAACGAUUCGAGAAGGACACGCCUUCGGACGGCGGGCCGACCGACUACUUCAUGCAAUAG
Galendromus occidentalis (western predatory mite) is the source of this 1287-nucleotide messenger RNA. It is a transcript of the gene Ssdp, whose product is annotated as Sequence-specific single-stranded DNA-binding protein. The transcript is spliced from 13 exons. NCBI's taxonomy places the organism in Eukaryota, Metazoa, Arthropoda, Arachnida, Mesostigmata, Phytoseiidae. Gene Ontology annotation, biological process: positive regulation of transcription by RNA polymerase II. Gene Ontology annotation, cellular component: nucleus. The coding region runs from base 13 to 1287 and encodes 424 amino acids. Gene Ontology annotation, molecular function: protein binding; single-stranded DNA binding. The record is from RefSeq and is a predicted model, not a curated record.